AUGGACCACCAACAGCAGCAGCAGCAGCAGUUCUGCUUGCGGUGGAACAACCAUCAGAACACGUUGAUUUCGGUGUUCGACAGCCUGUUGGAGAGCGGAUCGCUGGUCGACUGCGCCCUGGCCGCCGAGGGACAGUGCAUGAACGCUCACAAAGUCGUCCUGUCCGCCUGCAGCCCCUAUUUCGCGAUGCUGUUAAAUCAACAUUUUGACAAAUAUCCGGUGCUUAUACUUAAAGAUGUAACAUAUCAAGAAUUGCGGUCUAUGAUGGACUAUAUGUAUCGCGGUGAAGUGAACAUUACCCAAGAACAACUUGGAUCAUUCCUGAAAGCUGCAGAAUCAUUGCAAAUUAAAGGAUUGACUGAAAGUAGUGGUCGAUCUGAUCGAAAACUAGAUUCUCGAAAAAAUGCUACCAGAAAUAUUUCACCUGGUCUGCCAAAAAAGUCUGUUACACCUAAAGUUACUGAUGGUGCUUUUGAUCCAUCCAUGACUGUCCCACCACUGCCAACCCCAACACCUAUUGUACCUACUAUACCAAAUACAAAACGACGUAAAUUAGUACAACCAGUAAAGAACUUUAGUAGUCUUGUUGUUUCUCCAGUUAAUCCGAGUCGUACUAAUGCUAAUAGUUUAGACGUUAACAAUACGCCAAAUCCCACUGCACCUAGUUUAGCUGGCGAAGGCAAGGCAAACAUACCAUCUCCUCCAGUCAUUCCUAAACCUGUGGUGGAAUCAGCAAAUGUUCAAGCUGAUGAGAGUAAUCCAGAAAUAAAGUCCGAAGUCAACGGUUUAAUAGUUAGAGAUAAAGAAGAAAAGUCCUGGCCUUCUAGUGGCUCAAUGAGCGAUAUUAAACAUGAAAAAACUGAUACAGAAGAAGAAGCUAGUGAAAGUGAAAAUAAUAUUCAUACUGAUAUGUGUACGACAAGUACAACUGUUAAGGUAGACUUAACAUCCUCACAAAUCAGCAUGACAAAUUUUCGGCCUGAAGAAGGUAUGGAACUUACUGAAUAUGGAGGCAUGAACAUACAACCAAAUAUGCAGGAUCAAGGUUCUUUAUGGUGGAAAAACUUUGAACAAAAUUCCAAAUAUGUACGUACAACUCAAGCAAAUCCAUUCAGUUGUCAACACUGUGGCAAGAGAUACCGAUGGAAGAGUACAUUGAAACGUCAUGAAGUAUUUGAAUGUGGAGGAAAAGAGCCAGUUCAUCGUUGUCCUCACUGUGAAUAUCGCGCCAAACAGAGUGGUAAUCUAAGGGUGCACAUACGCAAGUACCACACUGCGUUAGAGUAAGUUCCUAGAUGCGUCACAACAUCCAAUGUAAAAGUUUUGAGAAGUUGAAGCUCUCUAACUUUUUUUACUUUUAAUUUUUUUUUUAUUAUUAUUAUUAAACAAACCUUCAUAUUUGCUCAUUGUUGUGAUUUCAUGGAAACUUCAUUGAUCAGGGUUCAGUAUUAGCUUCCAAUUUAUUCAAUGAAAUGAAACAAUUAUUUUCCUAAUUCAUUUGAACAAAUAAUUUUAAGGUUCAAUGUCAAUUUGAGUUGACUCUAUUGAUUUUAUUUUAAUUACAGUUUUACAUUUUUAUCCAUUGUGUAUUGUAUAAUGUCCAAAAAUAUUUUUAAACAAUGACUUAAUAUUGUUUCCUAAACAUUGGAAUUUUUAUAUGAAUAAUGUUGUCCUCAUUGUAUGACCAGAUGUUUUUGAAACUAUGUUUUUAUAAAAAAUGUUAUAUGCAUGUGUCUUAUGUUAAGUUGUAUUUUUUUUCUUAUGUAAUUGUAGAACAGUGUGCGUAUUAUUUUAUAUAAUAUUAAUAUUAUGUAUGCAGUAUUUAAGGAUUAACCGCGACACUUGUUCCUAAAAUAGAUAAAUAAUUAAAUGAUAAACUUGAAUCAUUUUAACUUAUAUAUAAGUUUAUUCUCUAGUAUUAAUUAUUUUUAUAAGUUUUAGUACUUAAGCGAAUUUAUCAUUAUGUAAUUACGAAUUUCAAAGCUCAUGAAUUAUUUAACGCAAUGUGAUAAAAUGUUUUUUUUCUUUUUGUAUCAAUGUUUUAUUAUGUAUGUUUUUUUUUUACUGAUAUACCUCACUGUGAGCUUCCAAAGUGCCUUAUGAACAUGUGAUUUUUGAAUUUUUACUUAAACUACAGCAUUCAGAUUAUACUCACGUUUCUAAAACUGUAUGUACAACUAGUGUCUUCCAAAUGUUUGUUGUAUUUUCAGAUGUACCUACAUGUUUUAUUUUUUUUGUAAACAUUUUUUACAUGUGCUUUGUUAUAUGUUAGGUUUGUAUUUUUGUAUGAUGGUUAAAACUAGUUGUCAGUAAACUACCAUAUUUUGCAGAACAAAUUAUUAUUGAACGAAUUCCACGCUGUUGGGAAAAUGAUAUAAAUAGUACAAUAAGAGUGUAGGUAGUUCAUGUUAAAUGAAUUUGCUCACGAAAUCAAGUCUUAGGAUUUUAAAUAUUUUAUAUUGACUGUUAAAUCGCUACGGGUCUUUAUCUUAUGCACCACUAGUUUUAUUUUAAAAAAAACCCCUAUUUUUCCAUGACAAUAAUUUUAUAUUAUAUUUAUGUAUAUAUAUAAUAUAUGUAUUUAAAUAUUUACUUCAUCUGACUGAUUUAGAUCGAUCUGACCAUGUACAAUGUUUAUUAUUGUAUAUUUGUGUUAAUAAUGGGCAUUUUCCUUGAUUUAUAUUAUUUACAAACUACCAACAUACAAUUUUGUUUUAUUAUUUUGUAUACGUCUAUAUUAUGAAUUUUUUGUAAUGGUAAACAGGUUAGAUAUAUGGUAAGUGCCCUAUUUUUUUAUACAUUUUAUAUGAUUUAUACUUAAGACUAAUUUUGUUAACUA
This is a messenger RNA of Diuraphis noxia (Russian wheat aphid), 2839 nucleotides long. RefSeq lists its product as uncharacterized. Gene Ontology annotation, cellular component: nucleus. NCBI's taxonomy places the organism in Eukaryota, Metazoa, Arthropoda, Insecta, Hemiptera, Aphididae. Gene Ontology annotation, molecular function: protein binding. The record is from RefSeq and is a predicted model, not a curated record. Gene Ontology annotation, biological process: regulation of transcription by RNA polymerase II.